AUGUUUUGGGCUACUUCUCUUAAACAAGGCAGUACUUGCAAUCUCUCCCAGCAAAAAGACAAAGGCGAGCUUCUUCAUCUUUCCCAAUCAAUCCUUCAUCCAAAUGGACCAGAAGGCCUUCAUACAGUCUUCGUCACAGUUGAUGGCAAAAAGUACCCAAUCGCUAAUUUAGACAAAAAGUCAAAAGACACUGCCCAGCUCGAUCUCUAUUUCCAAGCCGUAAGCUCCCCAGUUUUCUCCAUCCAAGGACCAGGUGAAGUUUCUUUACUCGGCUAUUUUGAGCCAGAAGAAGAAUCAGGUCCAAAGUUCGCUGAAGAAAGCGACUCAGAGGUGGAGGAAGAAGAAGAAGCUUCUAGCGAAGAAGAAAGUGAAAGCGAAGAGGAAGAAGAAGAAGAAGAAGAAGUCAAGCCUAAGACUAAUGGCCAAAAGCCUCAGCCAAAACCUCAGGCCAAGCCUCAAGCUCAAGCAAAACCUGAAUCACCUAGUGAUGAAGAAGAAAGCGACGAAGAGAGUGAAGGGGAAAGCGAAGAAAGCAAAGAGGAAAGCGAUGAAGACGAAAGUGACAGCGAAGAAGAUGAACUUCCUAAGAAAAGAGAAGGAGGAGCUGCAUCUGCUGGACAACCACAGAAACAAGGCAAAGGACAGCCUCAAAAAUCACAGCAAAAGACUCCUCAAAAGCAACAGGAAAACCAACCAAAACAGCAAACUCCUCAGCCAAAACAGCAAACUCCUCAACAAAAGCAAACCCCAAAGCAGCAGACACCAGGGUUUAAAUCAGCUGAAAAGAGCGGCCAAAAGCCUCAAGAAAAAUCUGGCAAGAAAGAACAAAAGCACUAA
Blepharisma stoltei is the source of this 837-nucleotide messenger RNA. The record is from the annotation of a GenBank genome assembly. NCBI's taxonomy places the organism in Eukaryota, Ciliophora, Heterotrichea, Heterotrichida, Blepharismidae.